AUGUCGGAUAUAGGAUCAUCUAUGUCUGACAAUGAGGACAAUAAACUGGGGGAGUAUGAAGGGGGCAGAAACGAAGCCGGAGAGAGGCACGGAUUUGGGAAAGCUGUUCUGCCCAAUGGAGACAUUUAUCAGGGAGAGUACGAAAACGGGAAAAGACACGGACAGGGGACAUAUCGCUUCAAGAAUGCUGCAAGAUACAUAGGACACUAUCACCAGAACAAGAAACAUGGACAGGGCACCUUCUACUAUCCAGAUGGGUCCAAAUAUGAAGGGUCCUGGGUCGAGGACUUGAGACAAGGCCACGGUGUCUACACCUACCCCAAUGGAGACACGUAUGAUGGCGAGUGGCUGCAUCAUUUGAGCAUUGAAUUAAUACAUCCAUGUGGACCAGGGAAGUAUGUGUUCGACAGUGGCUGUGAGCUGCAUGGAGAAUACCACCAAACAGAGCAGUCUUUGCAGGACCAACCUGAGGGUGAGCUGGCCUCUGCUCCUGUCAUCAAGUGGAUUCCCAAAUGCAUCACCAAUUUGACGCUGUGGACUCCUGGCAAAGAGACUUCAGCUGGAGAAAAGGAAACAGCUCCAGCAGAGGAGAGCUCCGAGAACUAAUGAUGUGAUCAGCACACAGUCCUGCAUCGUUCAACUUUUGUUUCAAGGGCAAGACAACAUGAAUAUAUCAAUAAAUAUGUAAACGCAGUC
This is a messenger RNA of Stegastes partitus (bicolor damselfish), 696 nucleotides long. RefSeq names its product radial spoke head component 1 (gene rsph1). The record is from RefSeq and is a predicted model, not a curated record. Gene Ontology annotation, biological process: axoneme assembly; spermatid development. The coding region runs from base 1 to 606 and encodes 201 amino acids. NCBI's taxonomy places the organism in Eukaryota, Metazoa, Chordata, Actinopteri, Pomacentridae. Gene Ontology annotation, cellular component: motile cilium; nucleus. The transcript is spliced from 8 exons.